This is a messenger RNA of Tachysurus vachellii, 4607 nucleotides long. RefSeq lists its product as uncharacterized. The transcript is spliced from 14 exons. Gene Ontology annotation, molecular function: protein kinase activity; ATP binding. Bases 275 to 4000 code for a protein of 1241 amino acids. The record is from RefSeq and is a predicted model, not a curated record. NCBI's taxonomy places the organism in Eukaryota, Metazoa, Chordata, Actinopteri, Siluriformes, Bagridae. Gene Ontology annotation, biological process: protein phosphorylation; positive regulation of canonical NF-kappaB signal transduction.
AUGUAAAACAGUGAUAUGAAGUGAAAAAUAUUUGUAUUAGUGUUCUAAACUUUUAAACUAGUGUUCAAAUCAAGCGUGUAGUUCAUCUGACACACACUUUCCUAAUGUCUGUGAGCCAGUGGGAUUAGGUUCCAUUCAGACUGUGUGUGUGUGUGUGUGUGUGUGUUUGCUGCCGGCUAACACACUUUCAGAGUGAAUGAACUGCGAGGAAGAGUGAACCUCCAAUAGCUUUCAUGUUGCUAUAAAUCAAGGAGAAGAAGCAGAACCGAAACAAAUGGGCUCUUUCCACCGUAAUGAAGAGGAGGAUGAAACAGAAAUGGAAUCUGAGUCUCUGAUUCAGAAAUUCAACGAGACAGAGACAACCGUGAUUGCACAUGCAGAGGCCGAGCAGCGUCAAGAAUUCUGUCCAUCGAGCGUCAAACAUGGCCUACUCCAAACCCAAAGUGUGACCCCUCUCCUUAGAGCAAAUCCUAAAACACUCACGGAAGGGGCAAGGAGGCAAAACGUGUUCUCUAAAUUUGGGCGGCCGCUUCGGAGAACUAGUGCAAGAAAGAAAUCUGUAAAGAUGGAAGAAGAGAGGCAGGCCCUCACUGAUAAAUCUAACAGCAGUGUAGCGACUCUCAGCUUGCGGAUGUUUGAAGUGAGCUGCUGCUCUGAUAUUUACACCAGCGCUGGAGGAUCUCAGUUCUCACAGCUCAGUUUUCACCCUGAAUCUGAGUACAUUUAUGCUGAAAGCAUCAAAGGUUCCAUUUCCUGUUCCAGUGUAUCAGGCGACUGGGAUUCGCUUUGCCUUUAUACAGAGGUUGAUGAAAAAGCUUGCAGCGGACCGCAAGACCUCAGAUCUGAGACUGCAAAAAUGGACAGCAGCAUAGAAGCCUUGUUCGGGUCAGAUUCUUCCUGCGAAAGUGAGUCCGGUGACUGUGACUCAGAUUCAAGCUGCCAUAAUGCAGACUGGGAACAGAGCUUUGACUCAGACAGCUUUGAUUCUUGCAACAGCUCUGCUGAGGCACAGUGGGGUUCUGCCUCAUUGUGUUCAGGCUCAGCUGCCUCUGGUUAUAUCACUGACUAUGAUUUGGAAUCCUCAUUCUCCACCACAGAACAACAUGGUAGCUCUGCUUCUGGCAGCAAUUUUGAGGCAGGGCACUGUAACUCUCAAACUGACCAUUUUGAGGCAGGACUCUGUGAUUCUCCUCUUGGCCAUUUUGAUGCAGGGCACUGUGACUCUCUAACUGGCCAUUUUGAGGCAGUUCACUGUGAAUUGCCAGAAGUCCAUUUUGAGGCAAAGCAUUGUGACUCCCCAAUUGGCCAUAUUAAAGCAGGGCUUUGUGACUCUCCAAUUGGCCAUAUUGAGGCAGGAUAUUGUGACUCUCCAAUUGGCCAUAUUGAGGCAGGGCAUUGUGACUCUCCAAUUGGCCAAAUUGAGGCAGGACAUUGUGACUCUCCAACUGGCCAUUAUGAUGUGGGGCACUGUGAUCCUCAAAUUGGCCAUUUUGAGGCAGGACACUGUGACUCAUCAGAUGUCCAUUUUGAGGCAGGACACUGUGACUCAUCAGAUGUCCAUUUUGAGGCAGGACACUGUGACUCAUCAGAUGUCCAUUUUGAGGCAGGACACUGUGACUCCCGAGUUUGCCAUUUUGAGGCAGGACACUGUGACUCCCGAGUUUGCCAUUUUGAGGCAGGACACUGUGACUCAUCAGAUGUCCAUUUUGAGGCAGGACACUGUGACUCCCCAGUUUGCCAUUUUGAGGCAGGACACUGUGACUCCACAGUUUGCCAUUUUGAGGCAGGACACUGUGACUCCCCAGUUUGCCAUUUUAAGGCAGGACAUUGUGACUCUCCACUUGGCUAUUUUGAUGAGGAUGCAUGUGACCUGUACAAUGCUUUUCCUCAGAGUAGCGACGCAGUCUGUUACGGACAUAAAGAGCAAGACUCCCUUUUUCAUUUUAACGACUGUCCUACGCUAACAUGGAGGAAGCUACAGGGUGUCGUGACUCAUCCCGAUCGCUAUCGCAUCGCACCGUAUUUCCAUGAGAUGAUGAAAGAGACAGAACACGAUGGAAUUCACGAAAAAGUAAAAAUAAACAAAGGCUUUCUUUUCCAUCCUCAAAGGUUUUUACAGGCCAAACAUUCUGUAUAUCGGGAAGGCCGGGAAUAUUCCAUGCUUCGCCACGUACAGAAUGGAUCGUAUGGGGAUGUGUUUAGCGUUCGUGACAAACAAACUGGCUUUACAUGCGCAGCCAAAAGGAUUCCUCUAAGCAGUUUCAGCUGGGAGGAAGUAGGAACAUGGAGCAGGUUGGACUCACCGCGUGUCCUUCAGCUUUACGGGGCUGUACGUGAAGGACACAACGUCGUCCUCUUCAUGGAUCUUAAGACAGGCUCAUUGGCAGAGCUCCUAAAAACAAGAGGGCAUUUCCCUGAAGAUUUGGCUCUUUAUUACCACUGCCAGGUGCUGCAGGCUCUGGAACAUCUGCACAGCAGAAAGGUGAUUCAUUUGGAUGUUAAAGUGGACAAUGUUUUACUUUCGAAAGACAAGAAAGAGUGUUUCCUAUGUGAUUUUGGAUUAUCUGAGAUGCUGGACCAGAACGGAUACAGCACCAAGACAUUCAGAGGUAACGGUCUGCGUGGCACAGAAAGCCAUAUGUCUCCCGAGGUGGCUCGUGGUGAUCCUCGCUCAGACAAAGCGGACGUCUGGAGCAGCUGUUGUAUGUUACUGCACAUGCUUAGUGGCCAUCAGCCGUGGACGCGCUACUACACACACCCGCUCUGCCUGAAAAUUGUGAGUGAGCCGGCUCCUCUGUGGGAGAUUCCUCCGGGCUGUGACCCCUUGACCUGUGAUGUCAUCAGAGGGGGAUUGGUCAAGGAGCCGAGAGAGAGGGACUCGGCCAAGGAGCUUCUGGAGAAAAGCAGCAGAGCCCUGCGAGCAGUAGGAGGCCUCUUUGAUCCUGUACAAUCAGCAACGCGGAAUCUGCCCCAUCACCAGAUCUGCCCACACAACGUUCUCCCCGAACCACCAGCGGUGUCUAAUUCAGCAGAGCUCUCUGUUCCCAGAAUUCACUGGGUGAGCAGAUGGAGAGAUCGAGCAGCCGAGGAGGACGGGACGGAUUCUGAAGACACGUACGAGGACAACGACGGAGAGUUGGACGGGAUGGAAAGAUGGGUGCAGAAGUGGGGAUUGAGAAACGAAUACACGCUCUCUGAAGAUGAGAAGGACCCAGACGGAGAGAACAAUUGCUCGUCUGAAGACCGAUGGAGAGCAAGGGCAGCUGUAGGGAUGAGGAAGGAAGAGGAAGAAGAGAGCGAUGAAGAGGUGGAGAGCGAUUUGGGGAGUUUGAGAGAGCUGGGCAGCGAGGGCGAGUGGGAGCCGUUUCACCACCUGCAGAUCCUCUGCGGUUCUGAGAGGCAACAUCGUGAGGAUGAGUGGUCAGCUACCGAUGAGGAGGAGGAGGAGGAGUGUGUACCCUCUGCAGUGACAAGUUUAAACUUGAGUGAGAGAAACUCCAGGUUAACUCUGGCCUGCCACCGUAGCAUCUGCGCUUCAGAGGCGGAGUUUACUGACAAGGGCUCGGAUUGGUCGGAUGACUUGAGCUCCGGUGUGUUCUCCUCUUAUAGCAGCCUUACAGACGAGCAGAGCUUCAAUGUGGAUUGGUCUGUCUCCACCAAUCAGCCGCCUUCGUGCAUCUUUGAAGGCCUCGGGGUGGAUAUCUGGGUGGAGGAUGUGAGUGGAGACACUUUUAGGAUCAGAGAGAGAUUAAGGGUAAAGCUGGGUCAUGUCGCCGUCGGUAUAAGCGCACAGAUCUCCAUGAGAGCGUUCAGUUUAUCCACGCUAGAUGGGAACCUUGUCUCUCCUGACACCGAGGUUCUGGAGUCACGCAUGUGGCUGCUGUGUGUCCCUGCUCCAGACUACAGCACCUGUUGGACCUGGAGGAUCCGAGACGGCAAAAUGGAGACUCGAGAGGCUGACGGACUGCAAUCGGACACCUGUUCCACUCUGGCAGCCUGAAAACCACGGACACUACAUUCCCUUUCUUUGCUUAUUUUUUUUCCCCCAAACUGGCGAACGAGUGCUCAAUGCUAAUUCAAAUCAUUGUCUGGAUAAUUUGUCCCAAUUUUUUUUCCAGAGCAAACAUAUACCACAGACUUAGUACAGCUACUGCGCCUCUUAAAGGAGAGGAAUUAUAAAUUUUUAGCACCCUCUGGUGCUUGGGAGAUAAAAGUCCUUUCAGCUUUAUGCUUUUCUUUAAAGGAAUUUUCAUUUUUAAGGAGAAAGAGGUGGAAUUAAGCAGCUGUAUUAUCGAGUGUAGACUUUUUCUGACUAUGAAUCUGUCUGUAUCACGAAACUCAAUAACUACAAAAAUAAUCAGAAAUGCCUGGCAUUGUGAAGCCAAUGCUUUUCCAAAUGCUUUGUUAAACGUUAUUGGAAGUUUUAAAGCCAAAGUCAUAGUAAAGACAUAAUGUGCAGAAUCACUAGGCUUAAGAUGGACUAUAACUGCUUCAUGGGAUCAGCAAGAAACAGUCAGGAACUAAAUAUCCUGAGCCUUAAUCUUGCUAUCAGUGAAUGAAUGACUUGAUCCCUAACUAGCCAAAGAUUUCUGGCCUAACACGAAAAA